CCAGGGUGCACCCCCUUGUUAGUGGCUGGGGUCAGUGGCUGACCAAGUAGGAGUGCGGAGGGGUAAGAAAAGUAGCUUUCAAGGGUAAGAACCUGUGUGUGAAUGCGGAUAUGUUCAGUAUGAGAUGUCCAAGAAUCGUCCCCAGUGGUCAUUUGGAUGUGGGUCUGGAGCUGAAGGGCCGCCCGGGCUCUCCAGCAGCGCUCGCCAUCGACAGCGAGGUCCCGCAGAGCGAAACCUUCUGCCAGCAAAUCUCCGAGGAAGACUUGGAGAGGCAGGCGGACACCACACUGAGCGCGCGCUGCGCCGCCUCUUCCACCGCCUCGACCGCAACCCGUCGCUGGCAGAGAGGGUGGUGCAAUUGGAACAGCGUGGGCUCCUCUCUUUCCUCCGGGUGCGGCCGCAGGGCCUGGGACCGACUGGGUGGCAACUGUCGCUACCCGGGUCCGCCGUCCCCUAGAGCAGAGCUCCGACAAUUGGAGCUUGGGGGUGGGGUGGAGAGUGUGCAGGGGGAGCUGAACCAUUGCAACAGCACGGGCGCCCUGGAGAUGCACGAGCGGGUGGAGCAGCUGAAGCAGAGCAUACACCGCGUGCACCUCUACUCCCGGGGUAGUUGCCGCCGCCGCCGCGCCGCCAUGGGGAAGCGACAGCACCAGAAGGACAAGAUAGCCCAGCCCAAAGGUCACUUCCUCCCGGAAGCUGCCGCCGUCUCUCCAGUCAGGGUAAUGACCCUCCGGCCGCCGCGCUCUCCCAGGGGGCCGCGGCUCCGAAGACGUCAGCUGCGGGCUCGAGCGCAGCCCGGUCUUCCUUUACUCUAG
This is a messenger RNA of Mandrillus leucophaeus (drill), 815 nucleotides long. RefSeq lists its product as uncharacterized. NCBI's taxonomy places the organism in Eukaryota, Metazoa, Chordata, Mammalia, Primates, Cercopithecidae. The transcript is spliced from 5 exons. Bases 111 to 815 code for a protein of 234 amino acids. The record is from RefSeq and is a predicted model, not a curated record.